AUGGCGGAAGCCGGAGCCGCGGUCGACAUCGACGCUCGGCGUGGCAGCCGCAACAACGCGCCGGACGGCCGCGUCGAGUACGUCAGCCGUCUCCUCGAGACGGCCUUCCGCGCGUCCAACUUGGACCACGUGCACAGCUUUGUGACGAGCGAUACGACGCGCCAGCGGAUCCUCGAGUUUCUCGGCGCCAGCGAGAGCCGCCUUUUGCUCGUGUACGAGGCCAGUGCCGGCCGAUUUACGAUCGCGCAAUCGAUCCAGGCCGCGACGGCCAAGGCGCAAAGCGACAUCUUCUACCUCAUCAAGGUCGCAAAAAGCGCAGUCUCGGCCGAGCACAUUGCCGCCGAGCUUCUCGCGGGCUCGCUCAACCGCAGCGUGCUCGAGACCAUGGCGCGCAUGAUGCAGGACGUCUUUGUGCCUCUUGUCUCGCACAGCGGCAACCAGCACGCAUGGCCGGAAAUGGUCGCGACCUCCAUCUCGGAGAACCUCCAGCUCUUUCUUUCGAGCUUGCAGAUUACGCUUGGGCAAACGAAAGGCGAGACGUGCCUGCCGCUGCCGCCCGAGCAGUCGACGUCCAAGACAUUUGGCGACGACUUAGACCACGGCGGACACGUCAAGGACCAAGUCCACGUGCUCGAAGGGUGUCUCAUUACGUGGACAAAGCAGAUCAAAAAUAUCCUCAAGCAAGAUCCCGAGACGCUCCUGAACGCCAACGAAAAGGGCUUGCAUCCUGGUCCGUCCGAGGAGAACCGGUUCUGGCUCGGGAAAGCGCGGAAUCUCAACUCGAUCUUUGACCAGCUCCAGAGCGAUAGCAUCCGGAAGGUGCUCCAGUACCUCGACGCGACCAAGAGCACGUACAACGUACCGUUCGCCAAACUCUGCAAGGAGGUCUUCCACGCGCGCGCCGAGGCCAACGACAAUGUCCUCUUCCUCGCUCCCCUCUUGCCUUGGUUCCAUGCAAUGGAGCGCGAGACGACCUUUACAGUGCUCGUCGAUCUCUUCCGGCCCAUGAUGCAUUCGAUUCUUCUUGUCUGGAAAUGGAGCCGCUUCUACAACACGCCACCGCGGCUUGUCGUGCUCGUGCGGCACAUUUGCAACGAGCUCAUUCGCAAGGCGUUUGCCUACAUGAACGGCGCGAUGCUGUUUGAGCUCAUGGCGGCCGACGAGACGCCGCGCGCGCUCGAGAACCUCAAGACGACGCUGCGCGUCUGUGCACACUAUAAAGCAGUGUACUUUGACUACAAGGCCAAAGCCAACACCGAGUGCCCGCAAAACCAAUGGCGCAUUCAGAACAACGCGCUCUUUAUUCGCCUCGAUGCGUUCUUAGAGCGCUGCCACGACGUGCUCGAACUCACGCAGACGAUUGUCCAGUUUGGCAAGCUCGCCAAAAUCGAAGUGGGCGGCACGAAGGGCAAGACGCUCACGACGUCCGUGCAGCAGAUUUAUGCCGACUUUACCGACACAGUCGUUGUCGUGCAGAACGUCGCAUAUGACCUUCUGGACAUUGACGCGAAAGGCUUUGACGACGAUUUUUACGAGUUUCGAUCGAAAAACAAGGAGCUCGAGCGACGCUUGGCCAGCGUUGUCAACCAAGCGUUUGAUGACGCGACGUCCAUCACGGGCCGCUUCAAGCUCCUCGACUCGUUCGACGAUCUCCUCGAGCGACCCAUCAUCAAGAACGAUUUGGAGAAGAAGCAUGCAAUUCUGAUUGCAGCGUACAGCGCCGACCUCCAUGCUGUACAGCAAGUCUUUGUCGAGAAGCGCGAGAGUCCGCCGAUCGGGUACAACUUUCCGCCGUUCGCUGGCGCCGUCGCGUGGGCGCGCGGCCUCCGCGACCGCAUUGGGUAUCCCAUGGAGAAGCUCAAGUGGCUCAACCGCGCGAUCCUCGAGCGCGAAGACUCGAAAGACGUCAUCAAGAUGUACACGACGCUGGUCGGGUCGCUCAUGGAGUUUGAGAGCGCGAGCGUCAAGACGUGGGCGCACUCGAUUGAAAUCUCUAGCAAGUCCAAGCUCAAGCUGCCAUUGCUCCGGAAGGAGGCCGAGUCGGGUCUCGUCUUUGUCAACUUCGACCCGGCGCUCGUACAGCUCUUGCGCGAAGUCAAGUACUUUUUGAGUCUCGGCCUCGAAGUGCCCGAAGAGGCAAUGGCGAUCUACCGCAAAGCCGAAAUCUUCCGCCGGCAAACGGGCAACUUGGAUCUGAUUGUGGACAUGUACAACCGCGUGCACACGACACUCUUGCCUGUCGAGCGGCCGCUGGUGAAAGCGCAUCUGGACAAGAUUGACCAGAUUCUGGCGCGUGGCAUUCGGUCGCUCAACUGGAAAUCGCACGGCAUUGAUAUGUUCUUGAAAGACUCGAUGACCGACGUGCACGAGGCGACGGCACUCCUCGAUGCAAUGAAGAGCCACAUGGCGCGCGUCCACGAGCUGCUCGAGAGCUGGUGCUACGGAACGCUCUUUGAGCGCCGGAGCAAGCCCAUGAGUGUGGCCGAGUUUGACGAGAGCCAAGCACCGACACGCUUGGCCAAGUACCAGCAGGUCAAAGAAGGCGGGAACGAGAUCCACCGGCUUUUGAAAGAUACGCUCAAGAAGCUCAAGGUGAGCCAGGGUUCGCCCGAUUGGCGGGCGUACGUCGACUUUGUCAACGGCAUUGUCGAAGACGGAUUGACCAAAGUCGUUUUGAACUCGCUCGCGUACCUCGGGUCGCAACUCGACCCAAGAACGAUCGAGACGCACGAUUUGACGCCGCUGCUAGAGAUUGAGCUCGACUUGUUUGGCAAAGACAUUGUGUUUGCGCCGCCCAUCGGCAGUGCACCGUCCAAAGUCGGCAUCAAGGACGUUGCUGGUCGCUGGAUUGAGGGCAUUCUGCACAUCACAACGCUCUUCAAGCGGCUCGAUACGUCCGACGGCACGUAUCUCAAAGAGCUCCGCGAACACCCCCAAGUGCAAAAGUGCAUCGCCGACAUUGUCGCGAGCUGUGCAACCCAAGAAACCAUCUGCCUCCAAUACAAGAAGGACCUGAUGAAGUACGAGUACCUCUGGAGCACGGACCUCAACGCGAUGUUCAGUACGUUCUUGGCGUCGGCGUGGGUCCCCGCGGACGUGCCGGCACCGGAUCGCACCAGCGUCGACAUGUCGGGCCCCAACCUCGACUUGACGCAGUUCGAUGAGAAAAUCCGACUCUACCUUGGCCUCCAGAACGAGAUCAGCGAAGCCAAGCACUCGCGCGAUAUUUGCUUCGUGCGCGUCAACUCGCUUCCGAUCAAGCAAGCGCUCAGCACGUGGGUCACAAAGUGGGUCUACAUGUUUACGCAAUUUCUGCACGAUCGCGUCAUCAACCAGCUCACGUGGAUGGACGACUUUGUCGGACGCGUCACAAGUGGUCUUGAGCGUGACGUGAGCGACACGAACGCGCUCAUGGCCGUCAUGGGCCACAUCCAGAACGUCCGGCGUCUCAUGCAGCUCAAGCAAGUGCAGUUUGGGCCCCUCCGCGACAUUGUUGCGCUCCUCAAAACGCACGGCAUCAACCUCGAUGCAUCCUAUGUCGGCAAAGAAACCGCGAUGACGUGUCUCGAGCAAGCUCCAAUGCGAUGGGACAACAUGGUCAACAAGACGUUCAAAAAGAAAGAAGUGAUAGCUCCGGUCCAGAACCACGCGGUCGAGGCCAUCAAGCUCGACCUCAAUGUCUUUCACAAGCGCGUCGCUGCGUUCCGCGAGGACUUUGUGCAAAAAGCACCGUUCAGCUAUGACGCGCUCGUCGUCGACUCGAGUGCGUUCGACGUCGUUGUAGCGAGCGCGAACGACGCGCUCUCGACGGUCGAUGCCAAGCUGCUCGAGAUGGAGGCCGAGGCGCGGCGGCUCCGCAAUCUCGAAGACAUGUUUGAGCUUGCGCCAAUGACAUUUGACGGCCUUGAGACGUGCCGGAGCGACUUGACGCUCCUCAGCCGCGUGUGGCAGCUUCUCGAUGAGAAUGCCAUGACGUUCUACACGUGGCAAGCGCUCUUGUGGCAAGACGCAUCGAUCGAAGCGCUUCUCGACGUGGUGCGCGCUAAGACAAGCCUCCUCCUCAAGUGCCCAGUGCGCACGCGCGACUGGCCCAUCUACAAGACUGUCGAGAGCAAUUUGAGGCAAAUGGGCGCGACGUUGCCGCUGAUUGAGAUCCUCCACUCGUCGGCGAUGCGCGAGCGGCACUGGAAGAGCUUGCUGCACGUCACGAAACCGCGCAACCACGCGACUUGGCUGCUUCCAACCAGCAGCGUCGACAGCAGUCUGCAUCUCGACGACCUCUUCAAGCUCGAUUUGUAUCGGUUUGAGACCGAAGUCCAAGACAUUGUCGAAAUGGCCAACCGCGAACUCAAGAUCGAGACAGACCUCGCCCACAUUGCAAACGUGUGGGCCAACUGGAGCCUCGUGGUCGUGCCGUACCCGAACGGUACGCAGGUGUUGCAGGCCUCCCAGACCGACGCCAUCAUUGAGACACUGGAAGAGCAGCAAUUGCUGCUGCAAACAAUGGCGGGUCUUGGCAAGUUUGUCGAGUACUUUCGCGACAAGGUCCUCGACUGGCAACAGACGCUCGGCAACGUCGAGAGCGUACUCAAGCUCUGGUUUACAGUGCAGCAAACGUGGCUCUCGCUCGAACGCAUCUUUUUGAGCUCCCAAGACAUUCGGCUGCAGUUGCCGCAAGAGACCAAGCGCUUUGAAGCGGUGGAUGCGACGCUGAAGGAGCUCUACAUCGAUGUCCAAGGCCACUUGGCCAUUCUGCAGGCGUGUGCAGGCGAGAAUGACCGAGAGAGCGUGCUUCGGGACAUCCACGCCGAGCUCGAAGUGUGCCAAAAAGCGCUCAACCAGUACCUCGAUGCGAAGAAGGACGUCUUCCCGCGCUUCUACUUUGUCUCGAACGCGGCGUUGCUCGAAAUCCUCUCCAACGGCAACGACCCGCUCAAGAUCCAGCCGCAUUUAGGCGACUGCUUUGACGGGAUUCGCGUGCUCAACUUUGAGCCCAAUGCAUUGCCGCUCUCGGCCAUUUCCGUCACAUCGAAAGAAGGCGAAGUCGUGGCAUUCCCAUCGCUUUUUGCAAUCGCGAACGGGACACCGGUCGAACUCUGGCUCAACGACCUUUUGCUCAUGAUGCAACUCAUGCUCAAGACGAUCGUGCACGACGCGCUCGAGGCGUCGUCGGCGUGGGGAUUGGACGUCGCGCGGUAUGCGUGGGUCAUGGACUACCCUGCGCAAAUGAGCCUGCUCGGAUCGCAGAUCGUGUGGACCGAAGAGACCGAGUCGGCGUUCGAAGAGCUCGAGGGUGGUCAAGAAGACGCACUGAAAAAGUACCUGGACACGUGCAACGCCCGCCUCGACGACCUCAUCAAGCUCGUCCAAGGUGAAAUGACACGGCUCGACCGCAUGAAGGUCAUCACAGUCAUUACGGUCGACGUCCACGCACGGGACGUGGUUGCGUCGCUUGUCACAAAGAAGGUGUCGUCGGCACUCGAUUUUACGUGGCAAUCGCAGCUCCGCUACUACUAUCUCGAGCCACAGACGACCAAGCACGUCGCUAUCCGACUGUGCGACUUCCGAGCUACGUAUUCGUACGAGUACAUUGGGAAUUGCGGCCGUCUCGUCAUUACGCCGUUGACCGAUCGGUGCUACGUCACCAUGACAACGGCCCUUCGAUUGCACUUGGGCGGGGCACCGGCGGGGCCCGCAGGGACGGGCAAAACCGAGACGACCAAGGACCUUGCACGAGGCAUGGGCUUGAUGUGCUACGUCUUCAACUGCUCGGACCAAAUGAACUACCAGACCAUGGCCGACAUUUUCCGCGGCUUGUCGCAGACGGGCGCGUGGGGCUGCUUUGACGAAUUCAACCGCAUCAACGUCGAGGUCCUCUCUGUGGUUGCGACCCAAGUCAAGACCGUGCUCGAUGCCAUCACGUGGCUGGCACUGCCGGCCAACCGCGACGUCGACUACCAAGGCGCACCGGCAGGCACGCCGCCCGUCAAGGUCGGCAGCUUCCUCUUCUCGGGGAAGAAAAUCAUGCUCGUCCCGACCGUCGGCUUCUUCAUCACGAUGAACCCGGGCUACGCCGGCCGCACCGAGUUGCCCGAGAACCUAAAGGCGCUCUUUCGAUCGUGUGCCAUGAUUCGACCGGACGUGCAGCCGAUUUGCGAAAAUAUGCUCAUGUCGGAAGGGUUUUUGCGGGCUCGAAUCCUCGCCAAGAAAUUUGUGACUUUGUACCAGCUCAGCUCGGAGCUCCUCUCGAAACAAGUGCACUACGACUGGGGUCUCCGCGCUGUGAAAUCCGUGCUUCUUGUCGCCGGGAGUCUCAAGCGCGCCGACCCAACCUGCGACGAAGACACGAUUCUGUUGCGCGCGCUGCGGGAUUUCAACCUCCCAAAGCUCCCCACGCGCGACGUGCCCACGUUCCUGGGCCUUCUUCACGACCUCUUCCCCGCGUGCGUUGCCGGGGACGCACCGUCGGGCGAUGCAACCAUUCGGUCGAGCUGCGCGUCGGUCUGCGUCGCCCAGGGCCUUCAGCCCGAAGAGCUCUUUGUCAAGAAGGUCGUCGACUUUGAUCAGCUGCUCAAGGUCCGGCACUCGGUCAUGCUGCUCGGGCCUGCGGGCUCGGGCAAGACGACCAUUUGGCGCACGCUGGCGCUGGCUGUCAACGCCGGCCAGCCCAAGCCGGUCGUGGUGUACGAAGCCAUCAAUCCCAAGAGCGUUUCGUCCGACGAGCUGUAUGGGUACAUGACCCUCAGCCGUGACUGGAAGGACGGCGUGCUCUCGAUCGUCAUGCGCAACAUGAGCAAGGAGGUCGCGCCGUACACGUCCUAUCAGCGCGGCAAGUGGGUCGUCCUUGACGGCGACAUUGACGCGGUCUGGAUCGAAAGCAUGAACACCGUCAUGGACGACAAUAAGGUGCUCACGCUCGUCUCGAACGAGCGCAUUCCGCUCACCGAGUCGAUGCGCAUGGUGUUCGAGGUCCACUCGCUCGUGAAUGCGACGCCGGCGACCGUCUCGCGCGCCGGCAUCCUCUUCCUCAACGACACGGACGUUGGGUGGAUGCCGUACGUGGACUCGUGGGCGAGCCGGCGCCGCGACGCUGCGCUCUGGUCGGCGCUCUUCCGAAAGCACGCGGAUGUCUUCUUCCAAGUGCUCGCAGAGCACAAGAAGGAGCUGUGUAGCAUGGUCCCGGCGAGCGCCAUUGCGAUUAUGACGACGCUGUGCAAGCUUCUCGACGGCUUUGCCGCGCGCACUCCGGAGGCGGUCCCGGACGUGCUCGAGAAUGUGUUUUUGUUUUGUGCGGUCUGGGCCUUUGGCGGCGCGCUCGACUGCGAGCCGCGCGACAGUCGCCGGCUCUUUAGCCAGGUGGUCAAGCCGUUCUUCAAGCCGUCGCAUGCGCUCAGCGACGACCCAAAUGUCUCUGUCUUUGAUUUUCGUCUCUCGCUGGACACGAACGAGUUUGUGAUGUGGGCCGACGUUGUGCCCAGUAGCAAUAUGGUGUUUGGGGACAUGCCUAUAUACAACGUAGUCGUCCCCACGGUCGAGAGCACGCGCUUGAGUUUUCUCGUCGAGCUCCUCUUGCCCGGUCACACACCUGUGAUGCUGGUCGGCGGCCCGGGUACCGGCAAGACCACGAUCAUGGCCGAGUGUUUACGCCACAAGGAAGACCAGUUGGUCGCCAACAUUGGCUUGCACUACUAUACCGACGCCGCGAUGCUUCAAGCCGAGCUCGAGCGCCAUGUCGAGAAGCGGUCGGGUCGCAUUUACGGGCCGCCGCGGCAGUCGCACCUCGUGUACUUCCUCGACGACCUCAAUUUGCCGUUUGUUGAAGUGUACGGGACGCAGACCCACGCCGAGCUGCUUCGGCAGUACAUGGACUAUGGCGGCUGGUACGACCGAUAUGACGUUGGCUGCAAAAAGACGAUGCAAGACGUCCAGUUUGUCGGCUGCAUGAACCACAAAGCCGGGUCCUUUGGCAUCAACCCUCGCCUCCAGCGGCACUUUGCGACCUUUGGCGUCCUCUUCCCGACGCGGUCCGAGUGCUCGUCGCUCUUUGGGGCGCUCUGGCACCACCACAUGAGCCACUUUAGUGACGGGGUCAAGAAGAUGGCGCCCGGGCUUCUCGCUGCGACGAUGGACCUGCAUGCCGACUUGCGCGAACACUUCGUGCCGACAGCCGUCAAGCCCCACUACAGCUUUAGCUUGCGGGACCUCGGACUGCUCUUCCAAGGUCUCCUCGCGACGAAACCCGAGCUGUUUGCGACGACACUAAGAAUGGGUCGGUUUUGGCUGCACGAGUGCGCCCGCGUCUUCAGCGAUCGGCUCGUCUCGACGGCCGAAGUCGUUCGGUUCCAUGAACUGCUCUUGGAGCACGCCAAAAAGCACUUGGAAGACGACGCGGCCGAGCUCAACGCGCAGCCCAACCUAUUUACGCGGCUGCCAAAAGAAGUCGACGGCGUUCUGUCGUACCCGCCGGUGCCCGUCAAGGACCGAAAGGAGCUCCAAGAGACACUGCAAACGUGUUUGCACUCAUACAACGAGACCGCUGCCGUCAUGAACCUCGUGCUGUUUGAGGCGGCGAUGGACCACGUCGUGCGCAUUCUCCGCGUGCUCACGAUGCCCCGCGGCCAUUUGAUGCUCAUUGGCGUUGGCGGCUCGGGAAAGCAGUCGCUCACGAAGCUCGCGACGUUCAUUUGCCAGUACCCGCUAUUGCAGCUGUGCGUCAAGACCACGUAUGGGACGAACGAGCUCGUGGAAGACAUCAAGGACGUGGUGCGCCGGGCCGGCGUCAAGCCCGGCCUCCCGCUCGUGCUGCUCUUGACCGACUCGCAGAUUGUGCACGAGACCUUUUUGAUCUACCUCAACAUGCUCAUUGCCGGCUCGUCGGCGCUGGCCGACCUCUUUGCCACGGAAGAAAUGGACACCAUUCUCGGUUCGUUGCGUGCGGAAGCAAAAGCCAACAGCAUCCCGGACGCCCGCGACCACAUGAUAUCGUUCUUCCUGGACCGGGUCCGUGCCAACUGCCAUGUCGUGCUUGCGUGCUCGCCCGUGCACCCGAGCUUCCGCGUCCGUCUUCGGCGCUUUCCCGCGCUCAUUCAGUGCGUGGCCAUCGACUGGUUCCACCCGUGGCCCAAGGACGCGCUUGUGAGCGUGAGCACGUCGUUUCUGAGCGACCUCUCGUGGCCGUCGCUCGCGAUCGCCGACAAUGUGAGCCACCACAUGGCCGAGGUGCACACGUCGGUGAUUGCUGCCUCGGUGCAAUUCAAAGCCGCCCUCGGUCGCUACAACUACGUGACGCCGACGUCGUUCUUGGAGCUGAUUUUGUUCUACAAAAAACUGCUCCGUGCCAAGCGCAAGUCGGUCGCACAGUUCAUCCAGCGCCUCGACGUGGGCCUCCGCACGCUCAAGAAGACGGCUGAUGACGUCGAGCAGCUCCAGCGCGACCUCAAAGCCACGAUGAAGCGCGUCGACGAGCGCAAGAAGGCGACCGAUGUGCUCCUCGAGCAAAUGGGCCGGCAGCGCAACGAUGCGCAAAUCAAGCAGCGACGCGCCGACGAAGAGAAGGAAAAGGCCACACAGGCCGCCGAGAUGGCCACCAAAAUCGAGCGCCAAGCGAUGGCGGAGCUCGAGAUUGCGCAGCCAGCGUUGAAGGCCGCGCAGGACGCCGUCAACUGCCUCAACAAGGCGAGUUUGACCGAGCUCAAGUCAAUGCAAAAGCCGCCGGCGGGCGUCGACAAGGUCACGACCGCCGUGCUCAUGAUGCUCAAGCUCGAGACCAAGAACUUUUCGUGGGACAAUGCCAAGAAAAUGAUGGCCAAAGUCGAUGCGUUCAAAGUCGCGCUGGAGCAGUACGACAAGGACGCGAUCCCGCCCGAGGUCGCAGCGCGCGUCGAGCCCAUCCUCGACGACCCCAACUUCAAUUUUGAGAAAAUGAAGGCCAAGUCGGUCGCCGCCGCCAACCUCUGCACGUGGGUCAUCAACAUCAUGGCCUACCACAAGGUGUACGUCAAAGUCAAGCCGCUCAUGGACGCGCUCGAAGAGAGCCGCAAGGCCAAGCUCGAUGCCGACGCGGCUCUCGAGACGGUCCAGGCCAUGGUGCGCGAAGUCGAGGUGCAGCUCUCGGCGCUUCAAGCCUCGUUUCGUGAAGCGACCAACGAAAAAGCCAAGGUGGAAGCGGAAGCACGGGCGUGCCAAGAGCGGCUCGGGCUCGCCGAGCGGCUCGUGAGCGGCCUUGCGUCCGAGAACGAGCGCUGGAAGCGCGAAGUGGACGUGCUCAAGGUUGGUGAAACGUGUCUCGUGGGCGACGUGCUCUUGGCAGCGGCGUUUGUGAGUUACAUUGGCGCUUUUGACGCAUCGUUCCGGGUGCAGCUCUGGAAACAAGUGUGGCUGCCCGACUUGGCGGCGCGAGAGAUCCCUAUCAGUCUACGGCCCAGCGCAGACGAGAAGGCGCCGACGUUGGACCCGAUUUCAACGCUCUGUGACGACUCGGCGAUCGCCCAGUGGAUGAACGAAGGGCUGCCCGCCGACCGCAUGUCGAUCGAGAACGGCUGCAUCAUCUCGAGCUGCGAGCGCUGGCCGCUGCUGAUUGACCCGCAGCUGCAGGGCCUCACGUGGCUGCGCUCGAAAGAGAUGCAGCGGACGCUCACCGAAGCGAGCAGUAGUAACUCAAGUACGUCACUGGACGCCAAUCGCGCGUCCGAGUCCCCAAGUAAGAAAGCGGACGCCAAGGCCAAACUCGCCAAGCGCCGGAGCAACAAUUCCGAGAUGGGCAAGCGGAGCAACUCCAACACCAAGGCAGCGAGUAGCACCAGUAACAGCAACGCACCAAUGAACGAUCGGGCGCCGCUGAGCUUUGUGGUCCUGAACCCAUCCCAAAAGAACUGGCGCAAGCUGCUGGAGCAAGGCAUUACCGAUGGCGCGACCGUUCUCCUUGAGAAUUUAGGCGAGACUCUCGACGUGAUGCUGGAGCCAAUCCUCAUGCGGCAAAUCCACCGCAAAGGCAAGUCGUGGUUCGUCAAGCUCGGCGGCGACGACAUCGAGUACGACACGAAAUUUCGGCUCUUUCUUCACACCAAGCUCUCGAACCCGCACUACCGCCCCGAGAUCGUCGCGCACUGCACACUGAUCAACUUUAUCGUGACGGAGCGCGGGCUCGAAGACCAGCUGCUCGCUCAAGUCGUCAACCGCGAGCAGCCCGUGCUCGAGACCGAAAAACAAGCGCUCGCCCAGCAGUUCAAUAAGUACAAGAUACAGCUCUUGGAGCUCGAGAACCAGCUUUUGGAGCGACUCGCAAACGCGCCCGACGACAUUCUCUCGGACGUCCCGCUCAUCGAGUCGCUCGAGGCGACGAAAAUGACUGCCACGGAUGUCAACUCGGCGAUUUUGCGCGGGAAAGAGACGGAGCGCGUCAUCAAUGACGCGCGCGAGGUGUACCGGCCGAUCGCCGAAGAAGGGUCGAUGAUCUUCUUCAUCAUGGUGCUUCUCUGCCAGAUCAACCCGAUGUACCAAUACUCGCUCGACGCGUUCCUAGUCUUUUACUACAAGGCCAUGGACGCUGUGCCGCACAACCCAAACGUGAUUGACGCCCACGAACGCGUCUCGCAGCUGCGCAAGUCGGUGCUCCUCACGCUCUUCACGAUGGUCAGCCGCGGCCUCUUCGAAGAGCACAAGUUUCUCUUCUUGACCCAACUCACCUUUGCGCUCCUCAAGCGCGGCGCGAUUGGCGACUGGAGCGGCUACAGCGACGACCACUUGCGUUUCUUCCUUCGGGCGCCCAAGAUCGUCGGCGAUGAAAACGCCAUCGAGUGGCUCAACGACUCGCAGUGGCAAAUGCUGCAAGCGCUGAUUCUAGUCGAGGGCUUUGAGCGCUUUGUCGCCGACCUCGUUGAGAGCGAAGCGCGGUUCCGCGAGUGGUACAACUCGGCGACGCCCGAAACCGAAAAACUUCCGCUCGACUGGCGCGAGCUCGACAAGACGCCGUUCCUCAAGCUCCUCGUGCUCCGCUGUCUCCGCGGCGAUAGGCUUGUAGUCGCGUUGCAUCAGUUUAUUGCGGCCGUGCUCCCGCAUGCGCCCCAGUACCUCAACUGCGACGCGCAGUUCAACGCAUACCAAGUGCUCCAAGACGCCUUCCAGCAGUCAAGCCCGUCGACACCGCUCUACUUCAUCCUCUCGCCGGGCACGGACGUUGUGGUCAACGUCGACAAGCUCGCGGCCGGCGCCGCCAAGCGCAAGGGCCUCGAGUACCACAACAUUAGUUUGGGCCAAGGCCAGGAAACCAUUGCGAUGGCUGCGCUCACCGACGGGAUGGCGAACGGCCACUGGAUCCUGCUCAACAACGUGCACUUGAUGCCUGUGUGGCUCCUCGAGCUCGACAAGUGGCUGAGCAAUCUCGAGCCUGAGAGUGGUCGCGUCCACAAGGAAUUCCGUGUCUUUAUCUCGUCGGACCCGUCGCCGCACAUUCCGAUCGGCGUCUUGGACAAGGCCAUCAAGCUCACGAACGAGCCGCCGACGGGGCUCAAGGCCAACGUCAAGCGCGCGCUCUGCGCCUUCUCGAAAGCGUACGUCGACGAUCUCGAGCCGCGUACGCGCGGCAUCCUCUUUGGCAUGUGCUACUUUCAUUCGAUCAUGCUCGAGCGCAAGCGCUUUGGAGCCCAGGGAUUCAACAUGAAGUAUCCGUUUGCUGCCGGCGAUCUCGUUGCGAGUGCGACCGUGCUAGGCAACUACAUGGAGAACGCGCCGACGCGCGUGCCGUGGCAAGACUUGCGCUACCUCUUUGGGGAGAUCAUGUACGGCGGGCACAUUGUCAACGACGUCGACCGGCUCGUGUGCAACACGUAUCUGGCCUACUUUUUGCGCGACGAAUUGCUCGACGAGCUCGGCAUGUUCCCGUACCUCGACGACGGCGACGAUGUCAAGCUCUUUACAGCGCCCAAGCUCAACGCGACUUUGGACCGCAUGCUCGAGCAUGUCGAGCUGACGCUAAUUGGCGACUCGCCGCUCGCGUUUGGGCUGCACCCCAACACGGACAUUCAGUUUUCCACCGAAGCGAGCGAGAAUCUCCUGCAGGGCACAUUGCUCCUCGGCGCGUUGCCGUCGGCGCCGGCGACCGACGUCGUGGCAGCGUCGUCGACCGACUCGAUGCAGAGCAUUGCCGAAGGCAUCUUGCAGGACGUCCUCGAGACGUACCGCGAGCUGCGCCUCGACGUCUCAGAUGUGCUCAACGGCGGCGACCUCUCGCCGUACCAGACGGUGUUUGUGCAAGAGUGUGAGCGCAUGAACGUCCUCCUCGACCACAUGACCAAGAGCUUGGCCGAGCUCGAUUUAGGUUUUCGAGGCGAUUUGACCAUGACGGAAGCCAUGGAAACGCUGCAAGAGCACUUGUACCUGGAUCGCGUUCCACUGACGUGGCAAGCGGUGGCCUACCCGAGCCUUCGGUCGCUCUCGCCGUGGCUGGCGGACCUCGAGCGGCGCUUGUCGCAGCUGCAAGAGUGGGCGGGCCAAGGCGCGGAUAUUCCGAUUGCGAUUUGGCUGCCCGGCCUUUUCAACCCGCAGUCGUUCUUGACCGCCGUGCUCCAAACCACCGCCAAGAAGACGUCGGUGGAGCUCGACAAGCUCAGCAUCGUGACCGACAUCACCAAGCGCAUGCUCGAUGCCCUCGAUGCGCCGAGCCGCGACGGACAGUUUGUCUACGGGCUCUUCCUCGAAGGCGCGCGCUGGGACAUGGGCUCGGGCGUCAUUGACGUGAGCCACCCAAAAGAAAUGAGCUGUCCGAUGCCCAUCAUCAACAUCCGAGCCGUCUUGGCGACGGGCCUCGCCGCGGCCAACAUCUUCGAGUGCCCCGUUUACCGCACGCAGCAGCGCGGCCCGACGUACAUUUGCACCGCGCAGCUGCGCAGCAAGGCGCCACCGGCCAAGUGGGUGCUCGCGGGCGCCAGCCUCGUACUUGAGGUCGUGUAA
This is a messenger RNA of Saprolegnia diclina VS20, 13947 nucleotides long. RefSeq lists its product as hypothetical. Bases 1 to 13947 code for a protein of 4648 amino acids. The record is from RefSeq and is a predicted model, not a curated record. NCBI's taxonomy places the organism in Eukaryota, Oomycota, Saprolegniomycetes, Saprolegniales, Saprolegniaceae. Gene Ontology annotation, molecular function: ATP hydrolysis activity; minus-end-directed microtubule motor activity; dynein intermediate chain binding. Gene Ontology annotation, cellular component: dynein complex. Gene Ontology annotation, biological process: microtubule-based movement. The transcript is spliced from 14 exons.